Necator americanus (New World hookworm) is the source of this 2112-nucleotide messenger RNA. RefSeq lists its product as uncharacterized. Bases 1 to 2112 code for a protein of 703 amino acids. The record is from RefSeq and is a predicted model, not a curated record. Gene Ontology annotation, molecular function: cysteine-type deubiquitinase activity; K63-linked polyubiquitin modification-dependent protein binding. The transcript is spliced from 17 exons. Gene Ontology annotation, biological process: protein K11-linked deubiquitination; protein deubiquitination involved in ubiquitin-dependent protein catabolic process; protein K63-linked deubiquitination. NCBI's taxonomy places the organism in Eukaryota, Metazoa, Nematoda, Chromadorea, Rhabditida, Ancylostomatidae. Gene Ontology annotation, cellular component: nucleus; cytoplasm.
AUGCUAACCGUUUCCGAAUAUCCUGUGGAUUAUAGUGUCCUUGGAGUUUUUGGUAUCGUGCCAGACUUUGUUAUGGUAUUCGUGCUGCUUCAUGCGCUAUCGUCAUCAACGACGUGUUCAGCGAUGAAUGACGUGAAUAUGACGGAGACGUUCAACGUCGAUCAAAUUCAAUCGAUCGACGUUUUUCGAAGCCGUACACAACUUGAUGAGGCGCAAGCAAUUUCCUUUCUGAGAGAAUGCGAUUGGGAUCUGGCGGUUGCGUUGAAAAACUUCGAGUUGGAAGGUGCACGAGAGGAAAUGGAAUCAAUGACGCCAUCAACGUCACAUGAUAGAGUUUCUGGAAUAAGCGAAUGGGGCUCACGAAAACUGCCAACGCCGGGAUAUGCGUUUUGCCUUCCGGACUUGGAAAGACUUGCACCGGAUUUUCGGAAUUUUCUCGAAAAAGACCUUAUUGAGACGCCGACGCAAAGAAGAUUGGAGGCGUCAAAACAUCUUAAUUGGUGGCAUCAGUAUGGUCAAAAAUUAUACCCGCUUUCAACCACGGGAGAUGGUAACUGUCUUCUUCAUGCUGCUUCCUUAGGAAUGUGGGGACUACAUGAUCGUCAGCUAACCUUACGUGAAGCGCUCUAUGAAAUGUUGAAAAGAGGCUCAAGACGCAGCGCGCUGUGGCGCCGCUGGAAAUGGGCUGAACAUCAUGCGAAUCAGGCUAGCGGACUCAGCCUUACACUUUCGGAUGAAGAAUGGAUGCAAGAAUGGAAUGGUAUUGUAGCAUUAGCGUCACCUGUACCUAGAAGAACAGAUGAUUCGAGUUCCGACUCAACAGAUCAAAUUUAUGAAAGUCUAGAAGCGAUUCACGUUUUUGCACUAGCUCACGUGCUUAAAAGACCGAUCAUAGUAGUGUCAGAUACAGUGCUCCGCAAUGCAAAAGGAGAAGAACUAUCACCUGUUUCGUUCGGUGGGAUUUACUUGCCACUAGAGUGCCCAUCGGAACAGUGCCAUAGGUCACCACUAGUGUUGUGCUAUGACUCGGCGCAUUUCUCACCGUUAGUUCCGAUGAGACAUGACUCAUCGCAAAUGCAAAUCAUUCCCAUAACAGAUUUCAACCGAAAUCUACUUCCAGUACAUUUUGCAAUAGAUCCGGGACCAGAUUUUAGUUGGUGGAGUGACGAUGAUGACGCGUCGAUGGCGGCCAGACUAGCGAUGACCGACGGCGAUAAGCUAGCGCUGCUGAGCGAAUACAUGGAUUUGGUAAAGAUGGACGUGAGAAGGGGAAGUGUGAAGAAAACUCGUCCGAUACGUACAACACAGACGACCACAGCGAUGGACAAAAGUAUGACACUUGCUAGUAGUGGAGUAGCAGGUGGUACACAGGAGAAAAAACGAAUAAUCAAUGAGAUCACGCAACAGUUCCUUCGUACAUUUCGUCUUUCCAAUGGGAAAAAUAAAGAGAAUGGCAUCGAUGCUCGUACCUGCGCUGCUGAUCUAUCGCGUUCGAGUUGUCUUAUAGCAUCACGUUUGGUGUCUUCAUCUCACGAAUAUAUGGAAGAAAUGGUUCGAGAGUAUAUGAGAAGCGCUAGAGAAAGGUUUUUAAGUUCGAAACAGCCGCAGAGCGGUAGAAAACGUAUUAGCCGAUCGUUUAGUGCGUCAUCGCUAAUGAUCACCUGCAUCAAUCAAUAUUGUGGAAAGCCAGCACUUCAAACCAACAAUUUCUUGUGUCGAGAAUGUUUUGAACAUCAAAAAGAGCAGAUGACGUCGUUUAAUUGUGAAAAUCCACAUUUACUGAAGAGAAUCCCGGCGGCGGUGGUGACUACAACGGCGAAAAGUACCACAAUGCCGGCAAUUGCCACUCCAACUAGAUGUACCACGCGCGACGCUUUGCGUACGACAGGACAGAACACACCGAGACCAGCACCGGUGCUUGGAGUAACUAAAGAAGGGAUGAGUACAAUGACAAAUAUUUCAACAAUCGAAGGCGAGAAUGGUGUCACACAUUAUUAUGUGUCCGGUGAAGAUCCACCAGUACAUCUAUCACCAUCGCACACCUCAUGUGCUGCCUCGCAAACGAUGUCACCGGUUCGCGUCACUGCCACACUGUCGCAACUCGCCUCGUAG